AUGUCACACAGAAAGUUCGAAGCUCCACGUCACGGUUCUUUGGGUUUCCUCCCAAGAAAGAGAGCCGCCAGACACCAAGGUAAGAUUAAGUCAUUCCCAAAGGAUGACCGUACCAAGCCAGUCCACUUGACUGCCUUUAUGGGAUACAAGGCUGGUAUGACCCACAUCGUUCGUGAUUUGGAAAAGCCAGGUUCAAAGAUGCACAAGAAGGAAGUCGUCGAGGCUGUCACCAUCUUGGAGUGCCCACCAAUGUACAUUGUUGGUUUGGUUGGUUACUUGGAAACCGCUCAAGGUCUUCGUCCAUACAAGACCGUCUGGGCUCAACAUUUGUCCAACGAAUUCCGUAGACGUUUCUACAAACAAUGGUACAAGUCUGCCAACCACCUCGUUUUCACCAAGUACACCAAGAAGUACGAAAACGACAAGAAGUCCAUCGAUGGUGCCAUCGCUGCCAUCAAGAGAAAGUGCACUGUCAUCCGUGCCAUCGCUCACACUCAAGUCCACAAAUUGAACUUGGGUCAAAAGAAGGCUGAAGUCGUCGAAAUCCAAGUCAACGGUGGUUCCAUCGCCGACAAGGUCAACUGGGUUGUUGAGAACUUUGAAAAGACCGUCACCGUCGAGUCUGUCUUUGCCGAAAACGAGAUGAUCGAUAUCAUCGGUGUCACCAAGGGUAAGGGAUUCAAUGGUGUCAUCAAGAGAUGGGGUGUCCGUAAGCUCCCACGUAAGACUCACAAGGGUCUCCGUAAGGUUGCCUGUAUUGGAGCUUGGCAUCCAUCCCGUGUCUCAACCGCCGUCCCACGUGCUGGUCAAUUAGGUUACCACCACCGUGUUGAGACCAACAAGAAGAUCUACCGUAUCGGUAAGGCUCAACCAGCCACCGGAACCUCCAUUCCAACCGGUGCCACUGAAUUCGAUAUCACCCAUAAGACCAUUACCCCAAUGGGUGGUUUCGUCCACUACGGUGUUGUCAAGCACGAGUUCCUCAUGAUCAAGGGUUGUGUUACUGGUCCACGUAAGAGAGUUUUGACCCUCAGAAAGUCACUCCAUGCCGCCACCUCACGUCCAGCUCUCGAGAAGGUCGUUUUGAAAUUUAUUGACACAUCAUCCAAGUUCGGUCAUGGUAGAUUCCAAACUUCCGAUGAGAAGAGCAAGGUUAUGGGUCCAAUGAAGAAGCAAAAGACCGCCGCCAAGAAGAACUAA
This is a messenger RNA of Heterostelium album PN500, 1200 nucleotides long. RefSeq names its product 60S ribosomal protein L3 (gene rpl3). The transcript has 3 exons. Gene Ontology annotation, biological process: ribosomal large subunit assembly; translation. Gene Ontology annotation, cellular component: cytosolic large ribosomal subunit; ribosome. Lineage: Eukaryota; Evosea; Eumycetozoa; Acytosteliales; Acytosteliaceae. Gene Ontology annotation, molecular function: structural constituent of ribosome; RNA binding. The record is from RefSeq and is a predicted model, not a curated record. The coding region runs from base 1 to 1200 and encodes 399 amino acids.